CCAGUUACUUCCAGCCAAUCCCUCAGGAUGUACUUAACAUGACCAAGAUGUCGUUGACCGGUCUCUUCAGGCAAGACCCUCGCAUACCAGCCAAAACCGAGGGCGCCGUGGUACGGGAGUGCAUCUUCAAUGAACUUGAAAGUCAGAUGAAGGAGGUACAGCAUCAGCAGUGGCAACACGAUCAAGAUGAGAAACAGCGGAAGCAGACGGUGGACUAUAGCUGGCUCGUCAGCACCCAACCUAAGUAUUACAUCAUCCCGCAGCUUCAGCAGCUUGAACUAGAGGACCUCUGUAGCAAGGUCAAGGCUUGCGAAACGGGGAGGAUCAUCUCGCGCUUCAGGGAACUGCUCACACGGCGGCCAGACGUCAAGGAGGUGCCGGCCAUCCUCAAGGCCAUCAUCGUCCAGGUGCUGCAGGAACGUCCUCCAGAGGAAACAAUCACGGACUGGAUGUGGAAAAAGACAAAUAACCUGACGAAAGUCAAACAAAACAUUCGGGUGCAUCCGCUGGCGAGCGUCUCGGAGCAGGUGGACAGACAGUACGCUCACACUAGAAGUCGUAGAGCCAUCAGUGUUCCAGAGUUUGGGAAUAGUGCAACACUUAGAAGUAGAUCGUUACCAGAAUUCUGUGCCAACAUGGAUAGUUUACCAGUAUAGUAAUGAAUGACGUACCUGAGUGUGCUAUCUUCUAUUGUAUUCUAUAUGUUUGGGUUUUGAUAACAUGUUGGUGUGUGACUAUUUUUUCCCUCAAGAAUAUUAUGUCCCCUUCGUCAGGACAUAAUAUUCCCUCCCGUCACUUUAUUUGCUUUAAGUUACUUAUUCUAACAGGUAUUUCCCCUUCUCAUUCUUACUACUCCAUCAACUACCAAAGUCAGACCAAUAUCAUAAUCAGUAUUCAUCAAAAUAUUUGUGUUGUAGCGAUGCCUGCAUGAUGAGAAAUCACUUUUAAAGCUGGUUUGAUGAGAGCAGAUGACAGGGGAAAGAUGAUGCAUAGAUCUCCAUCAGUAUAUCCCAAUCAAUCAGGCUUCGUCAGCCUCAUAUUAUUCCGCCCCGGUGCAUUGAGGGGUUAUUUCCAUUUAAAAUGAGGAUGAUGAUCACUGACCUAAAAAACACAAACUACGGGAUUGCAUUUUGUUUCAUUCCAUUUAAUUGGUUGGUCGAGGGGGUAUAUUCAUAAAUGCUUGAUCAGUAGUGAUCACGGACAAUCCGUUCAAUCUACGCUACCAUUCAUUCUUUGACCUGUAUUUUAGUAGGGGCUGUUUCAUGAAGCUAUUUGUAAAGCUAUACCUUCAAUUGUAUGCAUGUACCGUACAAACUAAUGAAAUACAUUUAUGGUAAGCCAGGCAUGUGUCAUAUUUUAAUUGCGUUAGUUUUAAUUGAAAUGAGCAGAUAUUUAUUAACAAUUCAACAACUAAAAUAGAAGUCAACACAUUUGCAGCUCAAAUUAUAUUUUGCCAUAAAAUUUGAAUCAAACUCUAUGAUAUAAUAGUCGCAGUUUUAUCAUGAAAAGCUUUGGGCUUGAAUUUUGGCACUUCUUAUUUCAGUCAGUCGUUCAGAGAGUCAUGCAUAACUUUACGAUCAGCUUUGUGAAAUGGUUCUAUGACAUUUGCUCCGACGACAAUUGCUCUGCUGUGAAUUCCAUACACUAAUGGAAUUAUCAACUUCAACCCUUGAUUUUCCACUAUACCCUAUUCUAAACCUAACAUAAAAUACUUUUGCAGCUCUAACCCUGUAUCUUCGACGAAAUAAAGCUCAGAGCAAUUGUCGCCGGAGCAAAUGGUGUGUCACAUGAUAAAAACAGCCUUCCCUGUACUGAUAAACAAAAAAUGUAUUCAUUGUAUGCUACCUUUCCACUUCCAUCAGAUAU
Messenger RNA from Lytechinus variegatus (green sea urchin), 1866 nucleotides. RefSeq names its product protein RD3-like. NCBI's taxonomy places the organism in Eukaryota, Metazoa, Echinodermata, Echinoidea, Temnopleuroida, Toxopneustidae. The record is from RefSeq and is a predicted model, not a curated record. The transcript has a single exon. Bases 39 to 656 code for a protein of 205 amino acids.